AUGUUCCUGAACCCUUUAAAGGCUGUUGGCGCCGUUCACCUCAUCGAUGCCCACAAGAAGACUCUUGAUCGCACGGUUCAAUUGCCCGAAGAUGCAGCUUCAAGAGGAGCGCAAGUGGUCCUUUUCCCCGAGUGUGCCUUGACGGCCUUCUUCCCACAUCACUUCAUCGCGUACAAGGCCCAAUUGAAGUCAGGAAAGGAAUUGGGAGUUGACAUCUGCAUUGGCUUUGCUGAGGCGUCUGACGCUGGCGAGCAUUACAAUACCUGCAUAUACUAUCGCACAAAGUCUGGGUCCAUGUUACCCCGAAGCUACGAAUCAGCUCGAGAAACGUUACUUCAAGCAGAGAGAUUAGGAUUUCAUGCAUUCCGUGCAAAAGCGUGGAAGGCUCUGGGACUACAAGGGGCCGAGAUGGUCUUCUGUGGAUACAAUACAACUGGUUUCGCCCCUUACCUUUGGGGAACAUCAAUUAAUCAAGAUCCGAAAGAGGCGGAGAAGAUGGCAUUAUCUCAUCAUAAGUUGGUGAUGCAGGCUCAUUCAUAUACUAAUGCUUGUUUCUUUGUCAGCGCUGCGAAGUCCGGACGGGACGACGGGAAUUACAAUCUAAUCGCUGGCUCAACCAUUAUUAGACCGCAUGGGAAGGUCAUCGCAGAGAGCAUGACGGAUGAAGACGGAAUUAUCAUUGGAGACUGCGACCUGGAUCGGUGCAGGCCCAGAAUCGUCCUCAACAUUACUUCGGUCUGUUUCCGGCCCUCCUUCACCAAAACCUACCGCACCCUUCUCUGCAAUCUAAACGCUACUGAACUCAUGACAGACGCGUGUCUAGGAAUGGUUCGGCCUACUAUACUCCCUAACGUCUUCGUGUACGGUUUCACUGCGCCCAAGCCCGCUCCAUCAUCCAUCGAAGGAAACUUCGAUAACAUCACGCUCGUCAUAGGAAUUAUGGAAGCUUCGCUGCUGGCUGCUCGUACCCUUGGAAUCGGGAGCUGCAAUCUCGACGUCCUAGAGCUCGAAUCGAGACCCGAGAAAGAGGUUCUCGGCAUCAUAUGCGAAGUGGGGAAGAAGUUGGUAGAUGGCGGAGCGGAUAUACUCACUCUCGGAUGCACCGGUAUGACGAAUAUGAAAGCUACUGUUGAGAAUGUUGUGAGGGAUGAGGUGCCGGUGGUUGAUGGCACGGCAAAGAAAGGGGCGUACGCAAGCUCCGCUGUUGGGAGGAAGAAGAGAAGCUGGGACUGGAUUUAGCUUGCACAGUAUGUUGACCCAUCCUAGGGUUCAUGGACUCAAGGUGGCAAGUGAGCUUCCUGGGACUUAGAAUUAUAGGAAUAUUCGUCUGGUGAUUAUGGCUUAGUACCAAGGCCUUUCCGCAUCGUAAACGGGUUAUACUGCCAUAGUAAAAUUGAACAGUGAGCUGAAGAUAGACGAUCGGAUAGAAGGGCUGGCUGACGAGGAAGAGAACGGUGGUAGAUUGGAAGAUCAGCAAGAUACGUUGGGAGGAGGUGAUAGAAAUAUGGAGGAAGAUGGCAGGGAGCUCGAAAGGGUAUGCAAAGGUUUGCGUUUUGGGCGAGAAUGAC
Lindgomyces ingoldianus is the source of this 1568-nucleotide messenger RNA. Its product is annotated as carbon-nitrogen hydrolase. Lineage: Eukaryota; Fungi; Ascomycota; Dothideomycetes; Pleosporales; Lindgomycetaceae. The transcript is spliced from 9 exons. Bases 1 to 1239 code for a protein of 412 amino acids. The record is from RefSeq and is a predicted model, not a curated record.